AUGAUCCAAGAUGAUAUUCAUAAUAAUAAUUUAUCAAUGUAUCAUGCACAUUUUCCGAAUAGUGUUAGUAUGAAACCAUUUAGAACAUUGCAUACUGGUAUUAUUCAUGAUCCCGAUGCAGUAUUUGAGAGAAAGAAACCACUCCGAUUAGAAUUGAGAAAAUCACACUAUACAACUACUACUACUAUUCAAAAAGAAGAAAAUUCACCUCCCGAACGAGAGAAUACAUCUGGAUCAAAUACUAGUAGUCAAAUAACAUCCUAUCCAUACACUUCAAUAUUAAUAUUGGAUCAUGUAUUUCAUAUUGCCAAAUUAUUGAAUGCUAGACAUGUACAUUUGAAAUAUGUUGAACAGAGUGGAGAUACUUAUAUAAUGUUUAGAACAGAUCAAGGACUAGUUCCUUACUCAACUAUACAAAAUAAGCAUUGGAUUAAAUAUCUUUUAAUGCAUGCAACUGGAAAGGAAGAAUAUGAAAAGGCAGGAGAAGGUGAAUUUAGAUUGGAAGUAAUGACUGAAAGAGAUGGAAGAUUGGAUUUUACAGUUAAUAUUGUUUAUAUUCAGGGAGGUGUCAAAUUAACUCUCAGUUUUAUCAAUGUUUAA
Molecule: messenger RNA, 600 nt
Organism: Naegleria gruberi
Lineage: Eukaryota; Heterolobosea; Eutetramitea; Acrasida; Naegleriidae
Exons: 1
Coding region: 1-600 (199 amino acids)
Source: RefSeq, a predicted model, not a curated record